Molecule: messenger RNA, 1038 nt
Organism: Diuraphis noxia (Russian wheat aphid)
Lineage: Eukaryota; Metazoa; Arthropoda; Insecta; Hemiptera; Aphididae
Product: piggyBac transposable element-derived protein 3-like
Source: RefSeq, a predicted model, not a curated record
AUGUUUAGGAAUGAUUUUGCUUUAGAAGAACUUUUUAAUAUAUUAGACAAUGAGCCCGAAAUUAGCGAAGAAUUUGGUACUCCAGAUGUAUACAUUACGCCCUCUAAUCCGAGUAUACUUACUGACGAAGAUUCUGGUGAUGAGGAAGAAGGGGGAAUAUUAGAUAAUUUAUCCGGUCCCCAACUAGUUUCAACUGCAGAACUUAUAUUGGCUGAAAAAUCAGCUCGUAGAUCCAAACCAGGUGAAUGGGUAAAAGGAGAUCUUCAAUGCAAUAAUUUUAAACCAUUUCCUGCCACUGAUUAUUCAAAGUUUUCUUUAAACUCUUGUAUUGAACUUUUUGAACUAAUGUUUACUGAUGACAUUUUUGAAUAUUUGGUUUCUGAGUCAAACAAAUAUGCCAUGUUUUGCAAUAGUAAAGACCCUAAUAUCAAAGUAGAAGAAUUAAAAUGCUUUAUUUCCAUUCUCAUUUUAAUUGGUUAUAAUUCACUUCCGGAUAAAAUGUACAAACUUAGACCUUUAAUUGAAAAAUUAAAAGUGAACUUUCUCAAAAGCUUUCAACCUUAUCAAUAUUUAUYGUAUGAUGAAUCUAUGAUUAAAUACUACGGUAGACAUGGUCGUAAACAAUUUUUAAGGGGUAAGCCUAUUCGUUUCGGGUAUAAAGCAUGGUGUUUAACUACAGAUUUUGGAUAUUUUCUAAACUUUGAUAUAUAYCAAGGGAAAUCUCCGAAUUUAAACACAGCUUACGAAGAUGAAUAUGUUGACUUACGUGAACGUGGAUACGGAGGAACAGGAACAAUACGAGACAAUCGUAUUCCAAAAAGUUGUCCUAUUACAAACAAUAGUAUAUCUAAGAAACGAGGAGAGUAUAAAAGUACUAUUAGCCGAGAAGAUGGAUUGAUUGUCGUUCGUUGGGUUGAUAAUUCAGUUGUUUCAAUGUCAUCUAAUAUUCAUGGAACUGAACCCGUGUCAACAGUUAGACGAUUUUUCACAAGAACCAAACAAAUUUAUUCAAGUUCCACGGCCAGCAAUAAUUACUAA